Colius striatus (speckled mousebird) is the source of this 336-nucleotide messenger RNA. RefSeq names its product keratin-associated protein 5-10-like. NCBI's taxonomy places the organism in Eukaryota, Metazoa, Chordata, Aves, Coliiformes, Coliidae. The transcript has a single exon. The record is from RefSeq and is a predicted model, not a curated record. The coding region runs from base 1 to 336 and encodes 111 amino acids.
AUGUGCUCCCGCCAGGACAAGGACCAGUGCCACCGGCAGGAACGCUACACGCGCCAGAGCUCCGGCGGCUGCCACGGCUCCGGUGGUGGCUGCGGCAGCUCCGGCAGCAGCGGCGGCUGCCACAGCUCUGGUGGUGGUGGCUGCCACAGCUCUGGCAGCAGCGGUGGCUGUCACAGCUCUGGCAGCAGCGGGGGUUGCCACAGCUCCAGCGGUGGUGGCUGCCACAGCAGCGGCAGCUCUGGCUGCCACGGGAAGCCACAGAUCCAGUACCAGCCACAGCAGCAGCAGCAGCAGCAGCAGCAGAUCCACCAGCUGCCCUCACAGAAGCUGAAGUGA